GUCUUGCUGUGUUGCCCAAGCUGGACUUGAACCCCUAGGGUCAAGCAAUCCUUCCACCUCAGUCUCCCAAGUAGUAGAGACUACAGACGGAGUCUCACUCUGUCACCCAGGCUGGAGUGCAAUGGAGUGGUCUUGGCUCACUGCAGCCUCCGCCUCCUGGAUUCAAGUGAUUCUCCUGCCUCAGCCUCCUAAGUACUGGGACUACAGAGUGAUGAUGCGGGUGUGCUGGUUGGUGAGACAGGACAGCCGGCACCAGCGAAUCAGACUUCCACAUUUGGAAGCAGUUGUGAUUGGGCGUGGCCCAGAGACCAAGAUCACUGAUAAGAAAUGUUCUCGACAGCAAGUACAGUUGAAAGCAGAGUGUAACAAGGGAUAUGUCAAGGUAAAGCAGGUAGGAGUCAAUCCCACCAGCAUUGACUCAGUCGUAAUUGGGAAGGACCAAGAGGUGAAGCUGCAGCCUGGCCAGGUUCUCCACAUGGUGAAUGAACUUUAUCCAUAUAUUGUAGAGUUUGAGGAAGAGGCAAAGAACCCUGGCCUGGAAACACACAGGAAGAGGAAGAGAUCAGGCAACAGUGAUUCUAUAGAAAGGGAUGCUGCUCAGGAAGCUGAGCCUGGGACAGGGCUGGAACCUGGGAGCAACCCUAGCCAAUGCUCUGUGCCCCUAAAGAAGGGAAAAGAUGCACCUAUCAAAAAGGAAUCCCUGGGCCACUGGAGUCAAGGCUUGAAGAUUUCUAUGCAGGACCCCAAAAUGCAGGUUUACAAAGAUGAGCAGGUGGUGGUGAUAAAGGAUAAAUACCCAAAGGCCCGUUACCAUUGGCUGGUCUUACCGUGGACCUCCAUUUCCAGUCUGAAGGCUGUGACCAGGGAACACCUUGAACUCCUCAAGCAUAUGCACACUGUGGGGGAAAAGGUGAUUGUAGAUUUUGCUGGGUCCAGCAAACUCCGCUUCCGAUUGGGCUACCACGCCAUUCCGAGUAUGAGGUAGACCUGGCUAUAAAGAAAUUCUCUGAUGUACCUUGUUUGAUGGUAGGUCAUAAGACUGCCAUUCCCAUACCUGGGAAGAAGGAAUGCUGCACAAAGAGGUUAAGAAUCUGGACAGACAGGCCUUGCUGGGUUUCCCCACUCAGUCUAUUCUCAUUAAGUCGUAUACCCUUUUGAAGCAAUAAUGGUUCUACAUGGCUUUCCAUUCUUCAACAAACCCAAGUGUAAAAAUGGAUAGUUUUCCCUGUAUCUUUGCAUCUUCAUUUGGAAGGCUCCUGUGUCACAUAAAACUUGGAAUAAAUAAAUUUGUUAUGCUUUUCAAAAAACAAAAAAAGAUGGAUUUUGUAAUUAGAUUUAAAACUGGCCAAGCAACUAGUUUUCCUAAAAAUUAGAUUUUUAAAGCAACACACUUAGGUUAGUCCUUGUUUUUGACCUAAUGCCCCUUCUUUAAAUACCUUCUUAUAUCAGAGACCAUAUGAUAAUUAUAUGGUAUCUGUUUCAGUUUUUUUUUUUUCCAUUUUUUCUUUUUCUUUUUUGAGACAGAGUCUCACUCUGUUGCCCAGCCUGGAGUGCAGUGGUGCAAUCUCAGCUCCCUGAAACCCCCGCCUCCCGGGUUCAAGCUAGUCUCAUGCCUCAGCUGUCCGAGGAGCUGGGAUUACAGGCAUGCGCCACCAUGCCCAGCUAAUUUUUGUAUUUUUAGUAGAGAUGGGGUUUUGUCGUAUUGGUCAGGCUGGUCUUGAACUCCUGGCCUCAAAUAAUCCACCUGCCAUGGCCCCCCAAAGUACUGGGAUUACAGGCGUGAGCCACUGCACCUAGCUUUUUUUCCCCCCAUUUUUAUAAAUGAGUUUUUUUAUUCAUUUUUUGUUUUCAUUUUUGUUUUAAGAGAUGGGAGUCUCACCCUCUCUCGCAGUCUGGAGUACAGUGUCAAGAUCAUAGCUCACUGCGGCCUUGAACUCCUAGGCUCCAGGUGUCCUUUUGCCUCAGCCUCCUGAGUAGCUGGAGCUAUGGGUGUGCCACCAUGCCUGGCUGAUUAAAACAAUUUUUUAGAGAUGAGGGUCUCACUAUGUUGCCCAGGCCAAUGUUGAACUCCUGACCUCAAGUGAUCCACCUGCAUCAGCCUCCUGAGUAGCUGGGAUUACAGGUAUGAGCCACGUGCUUGGGUCAUUUUUAUAAAUUGAUACGAAACUUUUAUCAAUUAAAAUUCUGGUAAUUUAUUUUUAUCUCUUUCCUAAGUGAAAAUGUACCUUGACUUUUUUAUUUUUUAACAUUUUAAAACGUGCAGUAGAAAUUCUCUGUUAAUACAUAAAUGGGAAUUACAUUUUUUUUUUCAUAUUGGCAUGUAUCUACAAAUAUUAAAGGACAAGAAAAGGUAAUAUAAUUUUAGGUUUAACAAAUAUGGUGUGUAUUCAAAUAAUACUUGACCAGCUUAUCUAAAUUGUACAUAAUAUUUGGACUAGCAUAUGAAUUUGAUUUUAAUUAUUAUGUUCACAAGCCUGGGAUAAUUAUUUUGCAUCUAUAACUGUAAUCAUUUCUUGUAAUUUCUUGUGCAGGUGUAUUGUACUUAAUAGAUUUUACUUUUGGAAAUAUGACUGUUGAAAUUAGCUUAGCUUUGUUUAUUUACUGUUUGUAGAGUAUUUUCGUUUUGGAGAAGAACACUGUUUUAGUUUAGGAGGCUUUUCAAGAGUGAAAGCUUCUGAUGAUUUUUUUCCCUCAUAGGAGGAAAUACUGGAAAGAAAAUGUUAGUAUAAUGCAGUUAUUGUAACAGCUUAUGACUUGAUUUUGAUUUGGAAACCUAUACUGACCAGAUAUUAAGCUUAAGGAUUGUAUAAAUCAUUAAAGCUGUGGUCUUUUAAUAUGGAGGUUGAUAGAUAAUUUUUUUGUCUUGAGUCUUAUUUGGUGACUUUCUGUUCAUGUAAUUCAUCAUGUGUGAAUGAGGUUGUUGAACAAACUGAACACAUGGGCUAUAGCAAGUAGUUUUUAUUUUUAUUUUUUAUUAUACUCAAGUUCUAGGGUACAUGUGCACAACAUGCAGGUUUGAUACAUAGGUAUACAUGUGCCAUGUUGGUUUCCUGUGCCCAUCAACUCAUCAUUUACAUUAGGUAUUUCUCCUAAUGCUGUCCCUCCCCGAGCCCCCGACCCCCCUGACAGGCCCCGGUAUGUGAUGUUCCUCACCCUGUGUCCAAGUGAUCUCAUUGUUUAGUUCCCACCUAUGAGUGAGAACAUGCAGUGUUUGGUUUUCUGUCCUUGUGAUAGUUUAUAGCAAGUAGUUUUACAGUACAGAUCUUUCCAUUACAUUUUAUUGUUUAAACAAAACAAAAUUUGUUUUUCUGUUAGGAAUAAGAAAAAAAUGGUUUUUACAUAGGUUCUUACAGUACACUUGGAGUACACUUACAGGCCACUGCUGCAGUCUACAUUUUAUUGUGCUGAAUCUGCAUUCUAUCAGAUACCCAUGGAAAGACCUCAGUAUAUGCUUUGCACUCUGCUUUGCUUCCCUUUUCCAAUUUCCUAUUGCAAAUCAUUUUGAUGUAAUACAGAAAACAGCAUUUGAAUAUCUACAUGAAGAAUUGACCCACUAGUGUCAGCCCACCUCUACUUUGUCAGUUGAUAGUUAAAUCUUUUAUCAUUUCAAAAAUAAAGUGCAUUUUCUUUUUCUUUUUCUUUUUUUUUUUAGAGAUGGAGUCUAACUUCGUCACCCAGGUUGGAGUGCAGUAGCAUGAUCUCAGCUCACUGCAACCUCCACCUCCUAGGUUCAAGUGAUUCUCCUGCCUCAGCCUCCCGAGUAGCUGGGAUUACAGGCACCUGCCACCACGCCCAGUUAGUUUUUUGUAUUUUUAGUUAGUUUCACCAUGUUGGGCAGGCUGUUCUUGAACUCCUGACCUCAAGUGAUCCACCUGCCUCGGCCUCCCAAAGUGCUGGGAUUACAGGCGUGAGCCGCCGCACCUGGUCGCAUUUUCAAAAGAAUGAAUUUAAGAAUAAUAAAAUUAAAAUAGGCUCACUUUUAAAUUGUGGUCCAUUUUAUAAUUCAGGUUUUUUGUUGUUAACAAAAAAAAAAAGUAUAAAUCAGAUAGUAGCACUCUGGCUGAAAAUCCUUCAAUGGCUUCCCAGUAGAUUCAGAAUAGAAUGCAAACCCUUUGUCGCCUUUAAGAGCCUUUAUGACCUGGCUCCUGCCUCGUCUCUGCUGCCUGGCUCCAACAAUUCAGGCCAUACAUUUGGGCCAUAUUACCUUCUUCCUGUUUCUUGGUAGCACUGAGCUUUUCCUCACCUCAGGGCCCCCGCUCUUGGCCUCCUCACUUUCUGAGACACUCUUCCCACAGACCUUGCUUGCCUGGGUGCUGUCUCCGUUCAAAUCACUUCCUGAGAGAUGCUUUCCCAGAACACUGUUAACUAAGGAGGGGAGCUUCUACCCCUGGGCACUCUAUCCCAUUUUCCUUGUUUAUUUUUUCUUGGCAAUGUUAAUUCUUUAAGUUUUUUGUUUGUUUGUUUAUUUGUUUGCUUAUUUAUUAUUUGUCUUUCCUCAUUAGCAUACAAUUUCUAUAAGGGCAGAGGCUUUUCCCAUUUUGUUUCUUGCUAAAGUCUCAUUGCCUGGAACAGUGUUUGGCCAUAGUACAUACUUAUUGAGCAUUAAAUAUUCUUAAGUAAAUGAAUGAAUCAAUUGAAUUAAAUGGACACACUAUCAAUUCAAUAGUAUGAAUAUUCAAAGAGUAUGAAUACAAUAUACUCAUACUCUUUGUCAUUUUGAUUAAGCCAUAGUUGUUAAAGGGUUUAAUGCUCAGUUUUUUUUUUUCU
Molecule: messenger RNA, 4767 nt
Organism: Pongo pygmaeus (Bornean orangutan)
Lineage: Eukaryota; Metazoa; Chordata; Mammalia; Primates; Hominidae
Gene: APTX
Product: aprataxin
Exons: 8
Coding region: 122-985 (287 amino acids)
Biological process (GO): single strand break repair
Cellular component (GO): nucleus
Molecular function (GO): DNA 5'-adenosine monophosphate hydrolase activity; single-stranded DNA binding; double-stranded RNA binding
Source: RefSeq, a predicted model, not a curated record